GUGGCCAUGGUGCUGGUGCUGCUGGUGGCCAUCCCUCUGCUGGUUCACACCACCAAGGCAGGGGGCAGCGGCGCGGGGAGCACGCACUACGAGAUGUUAGGCAGCUGUAAGAUGGUGUGCGAUACCUUCACCCCACCACAGGGGGAGCUCACGGCCGUCUCGCCCCUACCCCCGGACUAUUCGAACCGCAGACCUAAACCGGGCUUCAGAGGCAGUCCAGGAUUGCCGGGACCCCCGGGACCCAAAGGACCCCCCGGAGACCCCGGUAAGCCUGGCCCGCCCGGCCCCCCAGGCCCCGGGUCAGGGGGUUACGGUCAGUCUGUGUACAGCCCCAAAAUCGCCUUCUAUGCCGGGCUGAGGAAGCAGCACGAGGGCAGUGAGGUCCUGAAGUUUGACGAUGUUGUUACGAAUGUGGGAAACUACUACGAGCCGAGCACUGGGAAGUUCACCUGCCCCCUGCCGGGCAUUUACUACUUCACCUACCACGUCCUGAUGAGAGGGGGCGACGGUACGAGCAUGUGGGCUGACCUGAAGAAGAACGGACAGGUGCGAGCCAGUGCCAUAGCUCAGGACGCAGACCAGAACUACGACUACGCCUCCAAUAGUGUGAUCCUCCACCUGGACGUAGGAGACGAGGUCUGUGUGCAGCUCGACGGAGGAAAGGUCCACGGCGGAAACACCAACAAAUACUCCACCUUCUCCGGUUUCCUCAUCUACCCAGACUGA
This is a messenger RNA of Periophthalmus magnuspinnatus, 726 nucleotides long. RefSeq names its product complement component 1, q subcomponent-like 4b (gene c1ql4b). The transcript has 2 exons. The coding region runs from base 7 to 726 and encodes 239 amino acids. Gene Ontology annotation, molecular function: protein binding. The record is from RefSeq and is a predicted model, not a curated record. NCBI's taxonomy places the organism in Eukaryota, Metazoa, Chordata, Actinopteri, Gobiiformes, Gobiidae.